CAGCAUUUUUUCGGAAUCAACAGAAACUCAUCACGAAUAAGCAAAACUGCAGCUAAAAUGUCAACGAAAACGCCAGAUCCCCGCCAAUUACCACCCGACCCACGUCUUCGAACCCCGACCACUUCCUCCCAGGAUACCGUCGUCGCAGCCCUCGUCCAGCUGUACGAGAACCUGCCUCACAUUGAGCCCUCGCAUGUUCAUCGUGCGCCCUCUGAAGGAUGGCCCCAGAUUACCAUUGAAUCGGUCGCCGCCCGCGGCCUGCGCAAGACUCCAGAGGCGGUUGAGCUGCUUCGGCACCUGCCAUACAUCGACGGGCCCAAACGUUGCUGGAUCGCGCCCUAUGCCUACCCCGUCGACUACCGCUUCGUCGUGAGUAACGCCAAAGGUAUUCCUUUUGUGUGGGAACUAAACAAGUCCGACGGGGAGGAGGAUAUGUUUCCGCCGUGGGUUGUGCAACUUACGACGGGCGACGACAGCGGGGCCGAAAAUUUCAUGUUGGAUACCAUGGACGGCACGGUGACUAAGUACGUUGUGACAGGCCCUGUAUACCCAGAUGCGCGAGGCCGCUAUGCCAAAGACGACCCGCGGGCGUGGCGCGAUGAGUGGUGCGAUAAUUGGACGAAGCCGGUCGAGCAGCUGGCGGCUGAAUGGCAAGAGAAGUACCGGCGUAUGCAGUUUCUGGGCAUGCCGGGGAAUAUGUAUUUCCCGGGCGUGUUGAACGAUCCUGGUGAGCGGGGUGGGUUCAUGUGGAACGAAUGUGAGGCAAUGAAAAGGAUUUAUACCGAACAUGGAUGGCCUGACAGUUACCGCGGCGAUGAGUGCCGGCAAGCCCUUAUACAUUGGUGGAAGAAUAGAGAAUGAGCGGCGUGUCCUCGUGGGUGAAGUCAAGUACUGGUGCCCAUCCAGACAGUUUCCUAUGUAUCUUAAAUUCGUGAAAGUGCAAUUAAGUGUUUUUAAGAAGAAA
This is a messenger RNA of Pseudomassariella vexata, 964 nucleotides long. RefSeq lists its product as uncharacterized. The transcript has 3 exons. The coding region runs from base 58 to 861 and encodes 267 amino acids. NCBI's taxonomy places the organism in Eukaryota, Fungi, Ascomycota, Sordariomycetes, Amphisphaeriales, Pseudomassariaceae. The record is from RefSeq and is a predicted model, not a curated record.